UUCUAAACUUGUAACACGUUUUUGUUGAUCUUUGUUUAUUACUUUUAUCUCUCAAGUCUUAUAAAUAUGGGGAAUAAUUGGACAUGAAAUGGAAGCAGAAGAGGAUGUCGAAACAAAGGUUGCAGGGUAAGGUGGCGAUUGUGACGGGUGGAGCCACCGGAAUAGGCGCAGAAGCCGUAAAGAUAUUCGUGGAAAACGGUGCAUCCGUGGUCAUAGCAGACAUCAAAGACGAAUUGGGUCACAAGUUGGCUACUUCAAUUGGGUUGGAGACGGUUAGUUACCAUCACUGUGAUGUGAGAGACGAGAAACAAGUUGAGGAAACAGUGGCUUUCGCGGUAGAGAAGUAUGGCAGCAUCGACAUAUUGCUGAGCAAUGCUGGGAUCCCAGGGCCUUUAUCAAGCAUCCUAGAGUUCGAUCUGAAGGAAUUUGACAACACGGUGGCAGUGCAUGUACGAGGAGCAGCAGCAACAAUAAAGCACGCGGCACGUGUGAUGGUGGCGAGGAAGACACGUGGGUCGAUAAUUUGCACGGCUAGCGUGGCUGGGUCGUUCGGGGGAUGCGCGGGACAUGAUUACACGGCAUCCAAACACGGCCUUGUAGGGCUUGUUCGUUCGACGUGUAGCGAGCUUGGAGCAUAUGGGAUAAGAGUGAAUUCCAUCUCGCCUUUUGCAGUGGCGACGCCUCUUACCUGUGGCACCUUCGAUAUGGAGCCUGCUGAAGUUGAAGCUGCGGGGCAUGCUCUUGCCAAUCUUCAUGGGAUUACGCUCAAGGCUACUCAUAUUGCCCAAGCUGCUCUCUUUCUCGCCUCUGAUGAUUCCGCUUAUAUCAGUGGACACAACAUGCUCGUCGAUGGAGGCUUCUCCGUCGUUAAUCGUGGUCUUCCUAGUAUAAUUCAAAAUUAAAAUCUUUCCAUAUCCCAUGCCAAAUGCAACAUAUCAACACACCUAAUAAAAAUCACCUUCCACACAUUCAUGCAUCAUCUCUUAAAUCUACUCCAUCUUAAUUCAAAUUCGACUUGUGCAUCA
This is a messenger RNA of Cajanus cajan (pigeon pea), 1025 nucleotides long. RefSeq names its product short-chain dehydrogenase reductase 3b. Lineage: Eukaryota; Viridiplantae; Streptophyta; Magnoliopsida; Fabales; Fabaceae. The record is from RefSeq and is a predicted model, not a curated record. Gene Ontology annotation, molecular function: oxidoreductase activity.